AUGCCGCGAAUUCAUUCAAAAAAGUUAACAAGGUCCGAUAAUAUUGAUCCAUUUGAAAAUUUGGUUGAAUUUUAUGAAGAACAUGUGAAAUAUCUGCAACACGAACAAAGGAGAGUUACAAAUUUUUUGAAUAAAAAUAAUAUCAAAGGCGAUCACAUGACUUCUAAGUUGAUAAAAUUACAAGAAUUAAUCGAUAAGAGUAACGGAGGCAGAUCCAAAGCCAAAGAAUAUAAAAAAUCUAACCCAUUAGAUAUUGUUAUAAAAACCUUAACCAAUCAAAAGGAUGAAUCCAACCGAAAAAAUGAAGAACUCCAAAAAGAAAUUAAUGAAUUAAGACAAAGAGUACAAGAAUUAGAAUCAGACCUCCACUAUGAACGUAUGCUAAAUAAUAGAACAAUAGAAAAUUUUAGUAACACUGAAGAACGCUACAGAACUAUGGCUAUUCUCCAACGAAGCAACACUAUGAUUUUUGACGAGGAAGAAUAUACAUAA
Molecule: messenger RNA, 492 nt
Organism: Dentiscutata erythropus
Lineage: Eukaryota; Fungi; Glomeromycota; Glomeromycetes; Diversisporales; Gigasporaceae
Source: the annotation of a GenBank genome assembly